Neurospora tetrasperma FGSC 2508 is the source of this 849-nucleotide messenger RNA. RefSeq lists its product as uncharacterized. The record is from RefSeq and is a predicted model, not a curated record. Bases 1 to 849 code for a protein of 282 amino acids. NCBI's taxonomy places the organism in Eukaryota, Fungi, Ascomycota, Sordariomycetes, Sordariales, Sordariaceae. The transcript has a single exon.
AUGCUAUUCCAGAAGGCGUCCACACGUGAAUCCAAGGGCGCCGGGGACGAGCCUGGAGAGAGUCCACUUCAAGGGCCAUCACCACCACCCCCGUACGAAGCAGUCACUACAGCCGCCGUUAUUCCUUCUUCUCUCGGGCGGCCUGCAGAUGCCCUUUUUCGGAAGGCCACUUUUGACCGGACCAAGCUCGUUCUCACCCACAAAGGCAGAUCCGUUCUCUUGGUCUACUACCUCCUGUUAGAAGAAGCGCUUGAUUUCGUCAAGAUUUCAUUCAGGUUCAUAUGCGCUCAGCUUCCGCGACAUGGCGCAGAGGGCACGCCAGCCGCUAACCGCGCCAUGGUCAACGCAGCCGGCAACUACGCAUUUCUGCUGGCUUUACUACACGUCAGCAAACAGUAUAACAUUUCCAAGGGGCGCCUGUCGUUGCCGGUCAACGAGGCGGUGCACGCCAUACGUGAGCAUGUGAAAGGCGAGAUGGUGAAGGAUUUGAUGCAGGGUAACAGAUAUCAAGAACAAAGACACGUGAUGCAACAGCUGGUGGACAGUGUGGAGGGUCAAUUCGUUCGGACUGCGUCAUAUGUAAUCGACGAUCGAUACGAUACUCGGGGAACGAAAAGGGUACGAGACAGCGUCGACACUGGUGAGCUGGAUGUGUGGAAGGUGCAGGAGUGCUGGCGCUUGUUCAAGAGUGUACUUGUCGAGAACUGCGGUGACCUGCUCCCGCCUCCUGGCUUCGACAUAUGGGGGGGCAAAUCCCAGGCUGCGUUACGACGACUCAGUCUGUCAAAAGGUACCUUCUACCACUCCAUGGCUUCAUCAUUUUGGGAAGGUGCUCGAAAUGUACUGUAG